Molecule: messenger RNA, 3663 nt
Organism: Pseudogymnoascus destructans
Lineage: Eukaryota; Fungi; Ascomycota; Leotiomycetes; Thelebolales; Thelebolaceae
Product: glyceraldehyde-3-phosphate dehydrogenase 1
Exons: 3
Coding region: 844-3186 (780 amino acids)
Biological process (GO): regulation of GTPase activity; regulation of actin cytoskeleton organization
Cellular component (GO): cell cortex
Molecular function (GO): GTPase activator activity; protein binding
Source: RefSeq, a predicted model, not a curated record
CCCUCCCCCCCUUCCAUCUUCACCCUCUUUCACUUUCUACCCUUCCACAUCCUCCCUCCCCUCCUUCUUUCACUCCCAUCCCAUUCCAUCCCAUCCCAUCCCCUCCCAUCCCAUCCCAUCCCAUCCCAAGUCGCUGGUUUUCAAAGAUCUCGCGCGCGAAUACAAAAUUCCAAUAUCUCCCGACGUGCAUCAACGUCGCCCCCGACACAAUACCCAGCAUUCAACCUGACUGGUUGCCUCAAGAAACCCUCGUGGCCCAAGCCCCCCACCGAUUCAUUCUCCGUCUCAGACACUCCCCUCACAACUCACAACGAACAACUCACAACUCACAACGAAUCCGAUUAUUACGCUGUCCUACCGCAACAUUUCCCAAACAGUAAUCGACUCUGCAUAUGGUCCGAAAGAAGAUACUUUCUCUCAACACUCACCCUCCAUUACCAACAACGAAAGGUCUUCACAGACCCGAAUUAUAACCUGCCGCAAAAGACAUCUUGUCAACCCAAUUCCUCGCCGCGAAAUCAAACCCCCUCCAUACUACAAUUAAGCGUCCGCGCUCCUGCUUUAUUUUCUUUUUGGUCGAAUCUCAGUCUUGCGUCUGACACGGUCGAUCCACAGCCUUCAUUCCUCAGCUGAACCACCUGGCUUGCACCACAUCCAUCUCGCCUUUCGGGAUCUAGACUUAGUGCGCUACAGCACGACCGCACUCCUAUUCUUGCUCAUUGCGCUUGUACGAUAGCACCCUCGGGCUCGCCGCGCUUACUCUGAAACCAAGGCGGACAAAAGAACCACUGCCCCGGUCCUCCAGAGCGGUUCACAAAACUUCGUCGAGCGACACAGGGUGUGAUGGCGACCAUGUUACAGACACUAUCGCGUGCGUCCAGCGCCUCCUCCUCCUUCCAACCCGUCUCGCGCCAAAACACAAUGUCGAGCGUCAACGACGGCAGCCGGUCGGCGAGGCUGUCGAAGAGGUACUCUUCCGUGACCGCACUAUACAUGAGCAUGUCCGCAAAUGAGCGGGAUCUGGAAAUCGAGGAUGACCUGGCGAAGGCGCAGAAGAUUCUGCGCGAACUGAAGUCCAAAAUCUCCUCGCAGUCGAAGAAGAACUUUGUGCUUGAGAAGGACGUCCGAUAUCUGGAUUCGCGCAUCGCGCUCCUGAUUCAGAACCGCAUGGCGCUGGAGGAGCAGAACGAGGUCGCAAGCCAUCUUGAGGAUGCUGGUGAUUUGCAGGAAGGUUUCUUUCCCAACGACGAGAAGACCCAGAAGUAUGGCAACCUGCUGUUCCUGCUUCAGUCUGAGCCCAGGCAUGUUGCUCAUCUUUGCCGGCUUGUCACCAUGGCUGAGAUCGAUGCGCUCCUGCAGACAGUCAUGUUCACAAUCUACGGAAACCAGUAUGAGAGCCGAGAAGAGCAUUUGCUCCUGACUAUGUUCCAGUCCGUUCUAACCUACCAAUUCGAUAAUACCCCUGAAUAUUCGUCUCUGCUUCGUGCCAACACGCCCGUCUCUCGAAUGAUGACCACGUACACUCGGAGAGGUCCAGGACAAAGUUACCUCAAGGCUGUGUUGGCAGAUAGAAUCAACGGUCUCAUUGACCUGAGAGAUCUCGAUUUGGAAAUCAACCCCCUAAAGGUCUAUGAGAAGAUGAUUGAGCAGAUUGAGGAAGAACACAACAAGCUGCCAGAUAACUUACCCAGAGGUGUGACUGCGGAGCAGGCUGCGGAGAACCCACAGGUUCAAGCCAUCAUCGAACCUCGUCUUGGUAUGCUGAUGGAAAUCGCCAAUGGGUUCCUCACCACGAUCAUCGAUGGACUUGAAGAGACCCCUUACGGUAUUAGAUGGAUCUGCAAGCAGAUUCGCAGUCUCACAAAGAGAAAGUACCCGGCUGCCAACGACCAGAUUAUCUGCACGCUCAUCGGUGGAUUCUUCUUCCUGCGCUUCAUCAACCCCGCAAUUGUCACCCCGAAGUCAUAUAUGUUGAUCGACGGGACACCUGCGGAGAAGCCCAGGCGGACUUUGACCCUUAUCGCCAAGAUGCUUCAGAACUUGGCCAACAAGCCAUCCUACGGCAAGGAGCCAUACAUGGCAAAGCUGCAGCCAUUCAUCCAGGGGAACAAGGAGCGCAUCAACAAGUUCAUGCUUGACUUGUGCGAGGUCCAGGACUUCUACGAGAGUUUGGAGAUGGACAACUACGUUGCUCUGUCAAAGAAGGAUCUCGAGUUAUCCAUCACACUGAACGAGGUUUACGCCACGCACACCCUCCUCGACAAGCAUCGCGUGGAGCUGAACAAGGAUGACAACUCCCAUCUGGCAGUUAUUCUUGCUGAGCUCGGCCCAGCACCAGCACAACUUCCUCGCAAGGACAACAGAGCCAUCAACCUGCCGCUUUUCAGCAAAUGGGAGACUGCCAUCGAUGACCUCACAGCUGCGCUCGAUAUCACUCAGGAAGAGGUCUUCUUCAUGGAGGCAAAGUCAACCUUUGUACAGAUCAUGCGCUCGAUACCUGGAGACCCACACGUAGCAAGCCGCCCGCUGCGUCUCGAGAAAGUCGCUGAUGCAGCAGCGACCUCGCGGAACGAUGCUGUCAUGGUCCGCAAGGGGAUUCGCGCCAUGGAGCUCUUGUCCCAGCUACAAGAGAUGCACGUCAUUGAUAGGGGAGAUGGCUUUGCGACCCUCCGUGAUGAGAUUGAGCAGGAAUUACACCAUCUCGGCUCUUUGAAGGAUGGAGUUGUUCUGGAGACGCAGAAACUCGAUGAGGUCUUCAAGACUAUCCGUGACCACAACACCUAUCUCGUGAACCAGCUGGAGACAUACAAGAGCUACCUGCACAAUGUUCGAGGUCAGGCGGAAGGCACCCGCAGGAAGCAGCAGCAGCAGAAGGUCCUGGGACCGUAUAAGUUCACGCACCAACAGCUCGAGAAGGAAGGUGUCAUCCAAAAGAGCAAUGUGCCAGACAAUCGGAGGGCAAACAUCUACUUCAACUUCACGAGUCCGUUACCUGGAACGUUUGUUAUAAGUUUGCAUUACAAGGGACGCAACCGUGGACUGUUAGAGCUUGACCUGAAGCUUGACGAUCUCCUCGAGAUGCAGAAAGACGGCCAAGAGGAACUCGACCUCGAAUACGUCCAAUUCAACGUCCCCAAGGUCCUCGCGCUCCUCAACAAGCGCUUCACCAGAAAGAAGGGGUGGUAAGGAACGCCGCAUGUGCCAUCGUCCGAACGCAACUGGAAUAUGAAUGAUAUCACCUCAAUAUCCCGCUCUAUUUACCCGGUCGCCCACCACCACCGACCAAGUACUUAUACUAAUAUAUACAAAAUGAUAUCCUAUCAAUACCCCCAAAUUGGAGUGUGUACGAUCAAUGAUAGCGAACAGAGCGAAAACCAAACCGCAUGCGAAUUCUAACUUCCGUCUUCUCUCGCGCGUCGUCUCUUUCUUAUCGUCGGAGCUGUUUUUUCUACGUUGGAGUUCUGGGGUUUUCUGCUGUACUGUGAUAUCUUUUCUGAGAUAUCUGGCUCAACGGUGCUCUCCGCAUCAGUUUAAUGUCCGUGGGCGGGGCCGAUGGCUGGUCCAGAGGCUGGGCAGCGUUGACCAGGGGACGGUUAAACUGUGGUUUUAUGUAUGUUGGGAUUUGGCUACGAUGGGGAUUGGGGGAGAGACGUUCAUAAGGGG